AUGACUACCCCCACUGGAACAGAGUCACCCAAUCUCCGCAGAGAAGAACUCGAAUCGCGGUUCAAGUCAGUCCUGAAAUUGUCCAAUUUCGAAGCUUCACGCUCAUACGUGGAGAAGAGUGCUGCCGCGCUGCUUCUAGAACCGGGACUUCUUUCUAGAGAACAAUCCGUUCUGCAUUGCUUGCUCACAGAUGUCCCCGAGGGCUACGUCGAGCACGCAGAAGAAGCGCUUCGGCAUGCCAACCUAGCCAUAUCCACCAUGUCGAUCCUCGACCAUGGCAUUUGGGAUGAUGCGGAGCCAUUGAUCACACUGUUGGAGAUGAGCUUGGAGAAGGCACGUAACUUCAAGACCGUCAUCGACCGCGUAGUAAAGGAGAGAGUGGUCAACACAGAACUCAUGGUGAAUCUCAUUACCAAUGAGGAUAAGCUGAAGCUGUUCCCCGAGCGGAUGCGAUCCAUGGACCACCUCAAGCCGCGACCAAGAACAACAUCUGUCUCGAUGGAGCGCCUGCUUAUGAUCCCGAGACGAGUUUACUUCUCAAAGACCUCCUUGCUCGUCUGCGAUCCGCCAACAAGGCGCCGGAAGUCGCUCCCGAGGAACCCCCUUCCGAGGAAGCUACCCCCAAUGCCCAAGAGACCGAUGGCAAUCCUCCUGGUGGCGGCGAAUAAGCCAGGAUCCAUCUAG
This is a messenger RNA of Colletotrichum fioriniae, 684 nucleotides long. RefSeq lists its product as uncharacterized. Lineage: Eukaryota; Fungi; Ascomycota; Sordariomycetes; Glomerellales; Glomerellaceae. The record is from RefSeq and is a predicted model, not a curated record.